Hylaeus anthracinus is the source of this 3075-nucleotide messenger RNA. It is a transcript of the gene Rab5, whose product is annotated as ras-related protein Rab-5C. Bases 722 to 1366 code for a protein of 214 amino acids. The transcript is spliced from 5 exons. NCBI's taxonomy places the organism in Eukaryota, Metazoa, Arthropoda, Insecta, Hymenoptera, Colletidae. Gene Ontology annotation, molecular function: GTPase activity; GTP binding. The record is from RefSeq and is a predicted model, not a curated record.
UCAUCGAAAUGCGCCAUUUCCGUCUCGAGGAAAAAGAAAACGACAUUGAAGAAAGGUACUCUCGAAGGAUCUUCCGAGAUAGAAAUCGGUUCGUCGUUUCUUUGCGAUUUCACGAACAAUAUAGCUGGUAAUCGAGUGAUCUGUCGAUGAACGGGUAAACGUUAUCGUGCGCGUGAUUAAGAGGUUCGACAUUGUAAAUGAAAGUGUCGCAGCACCGUGUGUACAGUGUACGUGAUACGAGUCUCAAACUCGAUCCGUUUUAGUGCGAUAGAAUUAUUCGUUUCGAGGAUUUGGCCACAUUAGGUUAGAGAAACACCGAAAUACCGUCCGGUUAAUCGGGGAAGUGUCGUUCGUAACAACUGUUGGUUUGCGAGAAGUGGCAAAAGUAUAUAAUUCUCGAACGAAAAAAAAAGGGGAGUGUGAAUAAACCAACGAGAUUCUCGAAAUCGUGUGUCUAGCUGUGUGUACCAGCCGGAGCUGUCAUAAAUGUACACAUUCUAUAUAGAUUGCACGAUCUAUGCUCGGUUAGUGGGCCGAUUUACUGGAGACAAGUGAUCGUGUCUGACGCGCGGCAGUGAAUUGACAUUAAUCAUCGUCGCGCGGUGUUGUGCACCCAUCGACCAUCUAAAGAACUUAGUGCCGCAUUUCUAUCCGACAGCGAGUUUCCUCACGCAGCAGUUUAAGCACCGAAGAUUCGAGUUUUUCAUUUUGCCAGGUGAUCAUGGCUAAUCGGGGUACAGCCCAGAGGCCAAAUGGUUCGACUCAAGGGAAGAUUUGUCAGUUUAAGCUGGUGCUGCUUGGAGAAUCUGCAGUUGGAAAGUCAAGCCUUGUUUUGAGGUUUGUUAAAGGACAGUUCCAUGAGUAUCAAGAAAGUACUAUUGGAGCUGCAUUUUUAACACAAACAGUAUGUUUGGAUGACACAACUGUCAAAUUUGAGAUUUGGGACACAGCAGGACAGGAGCGUUAUCACAGUCUUGCACCAAUGUAUUAUCGAGGUGCACAGGCUGCUAUUGUUGUGUAUGAUAUAACAAAUCAGGACACAUUUGUACGUGCCCAAACGUGGGUGAAGGAAUUGCAACGACAAGCCAGUCCAAGUAUAGUUAUAGCAUUAGCUGGGAAUAAAGCGGAUCUUGCUAAUAAAAGAGUUGUAGAAUUUGAUGAAGCUCAAUCAUACGCGGAUGAAAAUGGUCUUCUUUUUAUGGAAACUUCAGCAAAAACAGCAAUGAAUGUUAAUGAUAUAUUCCUGGCAAUCGCUAAGAAACUUCCAAAGAACGAGCAAUCGGGAAGCGCAAGUACAAGUGGGCAAGGUCGUCGAUUAGUCGAGACAGAAGGACAAAAGGCAGCAACUGGCAAUUGUUGCAAGUGAUUAUCCAAAUCUGUACGUGUCAAAUAUUACGUUGGUAUAUAUUUUUAUAUUAGUUAAAAUUUGUCACGUUUGUGAUCAACAAUGGUGGGAAACAUAAUAACAUUUAAGGAGUCACAAAAUAAUUGAUAUACGCAGAUAUGUUAUGAGUCUAACGUUCAGUAUAAUAAUACAUUAUGUCUACGUAUUUUUAUAAUGCAACAAUGUAUAAGGAGAAGGGACCGAUGGUCUUGCAAUGACAACAGAUUUGAUAUUAAGUAGGUUACAAAUUUGCAAUUCAUGGCUAUUUCAUGCAAAAUUUUGUAUUAGUAUUAUGAAAUAUCUGAGUAGAUAUUGCUGUAGUAUAUUUCUUGUUACGUUUAAUAUUUUUAUUGCAUGUACUCCUGAUUUAUUUCGAUCAUUAUAUUUAUUAAAUAAGUGAACAAAGGACACGCGAAUAUCAAAAGUUGGAUCAGUGUUCUUUUUUAAAAUCUAUAUUUGAUGUAUAAAAUAAUUGAUACUUCAGAGGGAAAAAAGAAUUAUGCAUAAACAAAUUUUUUUUAUAAAUAUAUACUGCGAAUUUAUGUUCGACGUUACCAGAAAAAAAAAGGAUUUUUUUCACUAAUUAAUGAAAUUUCUUAUAUAAACGAAAUAUAAACACGUUUGUCUAUUUGCAAAUUUGUUUACAGAUUUGUUUUUGCACAGUCUUAUAAUGAAUUUAUCAAUUCCCAAUGUUUUGGCAUUUAAUAGAGUUCUUUUUUCAAAGAAAAUAAUAAUUAUUUAUAUAAGACUUUCCUUGGAUAAUUAUUGUAUUUCACAUAGCUUGGACUAACUAUCGCAGUAAAUAAUAAUGCACAGUCUAAGGAUUUUAUAUUUUCUUUGUAAACCUUUAAUAUGACUCUUUAUUCUAUACUUUUCUUUGAUCACUUGUGUGAUUGUUGCAAAAUGUUUGUCAUACAUCUACAGUUGUAUUUGUAGCAAAUACCUUCUCUGUUUUAUAUGUUAUAUGUUGAAAUUUGCAGGAUUCUGCCGCGAGGUAGUGAUGCUUGUAUUGUGCUUACAAAUAUUAUAACUCUUCUUACUACUUUUAUUUUUUUUUAAUUUUCAUUCAAUUAAUAUCUACAUAACACUUAUUUUUAAAAUAUGAAUUAUACAGUUCUAUAUUCAAUGCAAGAGAGUAAACAAUCCUUGUAAUAUAUUCACAACCUUGUUACUGUAAAUCUUAAAGUGACAUUAAAGGAAACGUUAAUUUCUUACUCAACAGUUGAGUCUAUUAAUUCAAUGAAUGCAGCUGUAAAUACUUCGACAAACACCUUUAUCUGAACAGUGUAUAAUUUAAUAUAAAUAUAUUUCGUACAUUUUUUCAUUAUUUUAUACAUUUCACCUUUUGCAGUUGUUAUUAAUAUUCUAUUAGUGCUACUCGUUGUUUAAAAGCAUUACUUUUAGAUAGUACAUUUCGUAAAUAUUCCCAUGUUGCAGAGUAGUUUUGCAUUUCUAUUGGUUUAUAGUUAGAGGUUAAUUAAAAUCGAAAUGUACAAACAUGCUUUUCGUUACACUUGUUUAUUUUGUAUUUAAACGUAAGCGCUGAGGUUUAAACAAACUAUUGUUUACAAGACAUAUUUGAAUGUAAUGUACAAUUAGUUACCACAGGUUUUCGAAUGACAAAGGAUAAUUAAACGAUACAAGUUCCUAUUAUUAUACUGAAAUAUAAAAGUGUUGUCUCUUUUUACAAA